Amphibalanus amphitrite is the source of this 3851-nucleotide messenger RNA. RefSeq names its product zinc finger and BTB domain-containing protein 17-like. Bases 512 to 3424 code for a protein of 970 amino acids. Gene Ontology annotation, biological process: regulation of transcription by RNA polymerase II. The transcript has 13 exons. Gene Ontology annotation, molecular function: RNA polymerase II transcription regulatory region sequence-specific DNA binding; DNA-binding transcription factor activity, RNA polymerase II-specific. NCBI's taxonomy places the organism in Eukaryota, Metazoa, Arthropoda, Thecostraca, Balanomorpha, Balanidae. Gene Ontology annotation, cellular component: nucleus. The record is from RefSeq and is a predicted model, not a curated record.
GUCUGAUAGUCUGAUCUAAAUUGUCGUGUGUCCUGCGAGCGGUAUUUGGCUUUUUCGUGCAAAGCCGAUUUGAUACCAUGCAAAGCUCUGAAUAUCUUUCCGCAGUCAUUUUUUACCUUAACUUUGAGCGUCUUAUGAUGCAUAAAUCAAAGAAUUUGCAUUUUAUUGCCAACUUAUUGAACAAAUGACAUUUUAAAAUAUCUGGCUGACGUCAUUUUCAAGCAACCAAUCCAUUCUUAUUGGUGAAUUUCAUAUUCAAACUCUCCGGCUCUGUUCAAUAGCUGCUCGUGCUUCUCCUCUAUUGCUCUACAUUUUAUGCCAUUAUUAUUUCGUAGGAAGACCCAUUUUGUUAUUUGAGAUAGGAGACGGUGCAAGUAAAAAGAUAUUUGAUAUUUCGUGGAUAUUUCAAUAAGCUCUGCCGGCCCAAUCAUACGAAGCUCGAGUUCGAGGCAGUUCGAUUAGGUAUAGACUCUACAGGGACUCCGACUCAGGCGUGGUACAUGACCCAUGAAUGAUGACAAAGUGGAAUAAAAAGCCAAAGUUCCACAUCAAGACUCCUACUUAUCGUACUGGAGAUCAUGGCUAUGGGCAAUUCAACAGGAGCCUGCACCGGUACAAUGCCGUCCUGGGCUGUUUCGAGGAGGUGCUCCCGGCCGGGAUGUCGUACGGCGCUGAGCCCACCCACGAGGGCGCGGCGCCAAAGAAACCGCGCAUGAAGGUCAUGAUCAAACCGUUCACCAACGAGGCCGGUGAGGUGGUGGCCGUGACGCCGGCGCUGCCGGCGCCCCUGCCGGCGCCGCUGCCCGCCCAGCAGCGCGUGGAGCGCUAUGAGGAGGUGGUCGAGGACAGCGGCGAGGUGGUGGUGCACGUGCCGGACUCGGCCGCCGGACCGGACGGCGUCAUCCGACUGCUGCAGGUCACCAAUGAGGACGGCAGCGUCUCCUACAUCAGCGCCGACCACGCCGAGAUGGACGCGGACUUUUCGAUGGAGGACGCGAUGCAGAUGAUCCUCACGGAGGUGGACGCCGACUCUCGGGACGGACAGUCGGCUGUGGUGCACGACAUUCACGCCCAGCACGCCGCGGAUGACGUGGAACAGGAGGCGCUGGCGGCGCCCAAGGACGAGCCGGGCGACCCGGAUACCGAGCUGCUGGAGCUGUCGAGCGCGUGCUACGUGUGCGGCCAGCGGGCGGCCGAUGGCGGCUCGAUGACGCCGCUGAUGACGGGCCGCAGCCGGCACACGGACGCGCCGCUGGCCGAGCUGCUGGCCGACACGGUGCAACGCGAGCUGACCGUCAGCUCGGCGGACGGCGUGUGCGCCGCCUGUCUGUGUCUGCUCGACAGCUGCGACCUGCCCGACGGGCCGCUCAAAAAGUCGGCGUCUCGUCACGUGCGUAACGUGCUGGCAGUGCGGGUCGGUGACCUGGCCUCGGUGGAUGGAGGUCCGUGGGCUCGCAAACGCAAACGACCCCGUCAGCCGCGGGACGAGGACGACCAAUGGAUGGACCCGGGCGCUGCAGGAGACACCGACUGGACUCCCGGGAUGGAAAUGAAGGGCCAGCGGCGGGGGCCGCGCAAGUCCCGCGACGCACGCCCGUGGUCGCCGACCCCCGAGGAACCCAGGUUGGAGCACCUCACGGACCUCACCAUGCCCUCGGAGAACAAGCGCUCGGCGCGCAUCGCCAUCAGAAAGAACGCGUUUGUGGCGAGCGCCGUGCACGCUUCGAACCGGCCGCGCGUGCUGGUGGAUCCGGAGCUGCAAAGUAAAUACCUGGCCGACCCGCCACCGCAGCGCCGUCCGUACCGCCGGCUGAACCCGAACCCUCUGAAGGGCCGGCGAGGCCGACCCAAGCUGCCCAACCCGCCCGAGAACGAGCCGAUGAACGUGGUGACGGUGGACUCUGAGGCCACAGAGAAGCCGCCGGACGUGGAGCUGGUCACCGCUGCAGCAGCCGAGCCUCCCCAGUCGCCCGUGGAGCCGGCUGGGGCGGCCAGUCUACCGGCGAGGGACGACCAGCAGUCCAUACUCACAGAGCCGGGAGAGACGACCGGCGCCAGCAGAGGCGGUGAAGACGACCCGGUUCUGGCUGAUGAGAGUGCCGACGGCAAGGGAGACGACCAUGCACUAUCACCCACCAAACAAGAGACGGAGAAGGGAGAGACGACGGACGGCGAGCGGGAAGACCCGACAGGGGAGCAGUCCGAACCGGAGCAGAUCUACGUGGACCUGCACGAACUCCAGGAGACGGAGGAGGAGACGGAGAUGGAAGGGGAGGACGCAGAGGAGACGAUGGGGGACGGAGACGAGGAGUGGAAGCCCACGCCGGGCUGCACGUGCGUCAUGUGCACCGAGCUGACGGACGUCGAGCGGGCCAUCCUGGACGCCGAGGGCUUCAACACCACCUACGUGUGCCAGGUGUGCGGCGACGAACUGGUCGGACGCGACCGGUACCGGCGACACGAGUACAGCUGCCGGCACAGACGCAAGAAGCGCCGCCGUCCGCCCAUCGUCCACGAGUGUAACACCUGUCACCUGGUGUUCAAGUCGGCCCGGCUGAGGGAUGAGCACUACGAGCGCUCCGGCCACGAGAAGCGCAGCCCCUGCCCCGUCUGCCACAAGUUUUUCCACCCGGACUUUCUGCGCAUCCACCUGAGCAGUCACAGCGGCGCCUUCUACUGCCGCGUCUGUGACACCCACUUCAGCUCCAAGGCCACCCUCAAGGGCCACAUGAACAUCCACAGCGGCACCAAGCCGCACCGCUGUGACGUCUGUCCGGCCGCCUUCCGCACACCGUCGACGCUGUUCAUGCACAAACGCUACCACCAUUCCGAUGAUCGGCCGUACGAGUGCAACUUCUGCCCGAAGAGGUUCGCGGCGCGCUCCACGCUGAGAAUUCACCUCCGUCAGCACACCGGCGAGCGGCCGUUCGCGUGUAAACUCUGCCCCAAAUCGUACACCCGCAAGAGUUCGCUGACACAGCACCUUCGCUCGCACACUCAGGAGCGGCGACACGCAUGUAUGACGUGCGGAAAACGCUUCGACAACAAGACCUACCUCAAAGUGCACAUGAACCGUCACCUGGGGAUCCGCGCACAUGCGUGCGGCCGCUGCGGACGCAGCUUCUUCAGUCGGCCGAACCUGCUGAAGCACAUGCAGGUGCUGUGUUACAAGGAGGACUACGGUAAGCCGGCGGAGGAGCAGGAGCGGCGGACGCGCGAGCUGCGCGCCGCCGCUGAGCAGCAGCUGGCGCAGGCCGGUCAGCAGGCGGCCGUGGACGGCGACCAGGCCGGUCUGGACGAUCAGGGACAGCUGCAGAUGGCCGAUAUGGACGACGACGACGACAUUCAGACCACCGAGGUCAUCCUGGCCAUUGAGAGUAUUCCGGAGAACGGCGAGCUGCUAGUGGGACACAUGGUGCAGUGAGCGGCGGCCGGCCGGCCCUGGGACCCGGACCCGGACCCCGUCUCGGCCUGAUCAGUGCGAGACCCGACCACUGCCUGAUGAAUGGCGUAUAUUGUAUAGAGGGCUAUCGAAAACCGCUAGCGGACACCAUUUGUUAUGAUUUGGCCUGUAGAGGUUUGUAUGUGGUGAUUGACUGUCUUGGUUAUCGACUAAUCGCGGUGUCGGCCGAGGCCUAUUGUAGCGGCCACGGUCGGCGCUCCCGCCUCAGUAUGUAUGUGUGUGUGGAAUAGUUCCCGGUUCGCCAGUCGGCCAUCUUGCUGUUGAUUAGUUCCAGCAGAAGUGGCCAGGGCCGCCACGGUUGCUAUGGCAACCGCCCGUCGCGGCUCGUCUCGUCUGCAAAUAGUCCAUCGUUCCAUUGUUGUAAAUACACCGCGCUGCGUUUACUGUG